AUGCGUCCCGAUAUUUGGUUCUCCGGGACGGGGCUUGCUAUCAGCCUCCUCGCAGUAGGUGCCUCUGCACAAGGAUUCGAUAGCCAACUUCGGCCAUGUCCUCAGCCUUGUGCCGGCCCUCCUUCAAAUUGGACUGUCUAUACGUCCAUAGAUCGCCUUCGCGUCUGCGCGCAGCCUAUCUUAUUCGACUUUGCCAUCCAUACCCCAAUCGAUGGUCAGGAUAGGUACACAAAGCUGCGAGCCUGCACAGCAGGAGAUGCCAACGAUGUCCGGAACGCGCUCACCACAAACCGGACAAUUCACUAUCCGCGUGACGGCACCUCUUGCAUUGCCUCCGCAAGGAAGAAGACUAUGACUCUCAACGUCAAGAUGAGCGGUCGUGGCCAUGCUUCUUCUCAAGAUACCCGUUCGGCGCUGGGAAAAGUGCGAAGCUAUCUGCAAAAUUUUUGUGACGAAACUUUCAUUGUUGGCUACUCGGAAGAAGCCGUGGUGGCCGUCUACUCUGGAUCGGCAAUAGACAACAAGGCCACGAUUUCCCCGAUCCUGGACCGUCUCCCGUCUGUAGUUAGCGACUCAAAGACAGCUGUUGUCCAACUCUGCGGCCAGGGGCGGAAUUCGGAUCAUACCUUUGGCAUCGCUGUGGAUACAACGGGUGAUGUAGCUGCCGUACAAAAGGCCAUAGUGUCCUGGAGCAACGCAACAUGUUUCGACAUCAACGGUGAUGGCAUUAUGACCCGCAGCCUCGACAAGACGGUUAUUGCCGAAGCGCCUCUUCAAGAGGCCUUCCGGCUUGUCGCCAGCGAAGGAGAGUGCAGAACUAUCUCCGUCGUGUUCGGGGACUCUUGUGGUACACUGGCACAGCGAUGCGGCAUCUCAGCAAACGACUUCACGAAAUACAACCCAGACCCCAACCUCUGUCCGGGCCUUGCCGUAGGCCAACGAGUCUGCUGCUCCCCUGGCACACUGCCAGAUAUCCGGCCCAAACCCGAACAGGAUGGCUCUUGCGCUAGUUAUACUGUUAAAUCCGGCGACACAUGCUCCGCUAUUGCUGCCAGUAAUGGCCUUAAGGUGGAGGAUCUGGGAAAAUUCAACGACAAAACAAUCUGGGGUUGGUUUGGUUGCAAUUCCCUCCUGGCUGGCACUCGCAUCUGUCUUUCUUCAGGCUCUCCACCAAUGCCCGCCCCUGUGCCCAACGCGGUUUGCGGACCAAUCAAACCUGGUACCAAGGCCGACCCCAAGACAAAACUGGCGGAUUUGAAUCCCUGUGUUCUCAACUCGUGUUGCAACAUCUGGGGCCAGUGCGGCAUUACGCCAGAUUUCUGUACGGACGAGGCGGGACCAACAGGCAAUCCUGGUACGGCACCACCGGGUCACAACGGCUGCAUUUCAAACUGUGGGACUGAUAUAAAAACCGGCGACGCCGGGCCCAGCAGCUUCAUCAACAUAGGGUACUAUGAGUCCUGGAAUUUCGACCGCCCGUGCCUUAACAUGCGUGUAGAUUCAAUUCACCAGACGUUCACCCAUCUACACUGGGGAUUCGGUCUCAUCAGUCCGUCGUUCGAUAUAAGCGUCGACGAUAAACACAAGCAAUGGAAGCCAUUUACCUCACUGUAUGGUUUCAAAAAGAUCCUGUCAUUUGGCGGAUGGGGCUAUUCGACGGAACCAGCGACGUAUGAGAUAUUGCGCAAAGCGAUGAAUCCAGAAAACGUGGAUACUUUCACAGAUAACGUCAUACAAUUUAUGAAGGACAACAACUUGGACGGCGUGGACUUCGACUGGGAAUAUCCAGGUGCGCCAGAUAUUCCUGGAAUUCCACCAGGUUUGGAAACUGAUGGACCAAACUACCUCGCCAUGCUGAAGAAAGUCCGGGGAAAAUUGCCCGAGGGCAAAUCCCUUUCCAUCGCUGCGCCAGCGUCAUUCUGGUAUCUUCGGCCGUUCCCAAUCGAUGACAUGGCAAAAGAGCUAGACUAUAUCGUCUACAUGACAUACGAUCUCCACGGCCAGUGGGAUGCUGGCAACCCAUGGAGCCAGGAAGGCUGCCUGGGUGGCAACUGCUUGCGUAGCCAUGUUAACUUGACAGAGACGAAUUAUGCCCUCGCCAUGGUCACAAAAGCCGGUGUGCCUGCUAACAAAAUCGCCGUGGGUAUCUCCAGCUACGGCCGCUCAUUCGGAUUGCUCGAGGAAGGCUGCACAAGCCCUGACUGUCGAUUUAGCGGUGACCGUACUCAUUCAACCGCUAAAGAGGGUCCAUGCACCGGCACGGCGGGAUACAUCUCCAACGCGGAGAUCGACCAAAUCAUCAAUAAUAACGAUAAUGUAAAGACCUGGUAUGACAGGGAGAGCGCUUCGAACAUCAUGACGUAUGACGGCAAGGAGUGGGUUGCCUAUAUGAACGCCGCCGUUAAAAGGUCCCGCGCUGGGUACUACAGAAAGUUCAACUUCGCAGGUGUUGUAGACUGGGCAGUUGACCUAGAAUACUUCACAGGCGAUGACGGUGAUCCAGAAGGCGAGGAAGUUUUGCCUCCAGGUCCUUCACUCUCCAGAUGCGACGCCGACUAUGCAACAUUGGAAGCGCUUGAAGCUGCGGCAGGCGAUAUUCCGCAGCACUGCAAGGCCUAUUAUACCGCUAGAGCACUCUCGAACCUUCUUGAUGCGGCAGUCAAGAACUAUACCAAGAUAGUUAAUAACGGGUACAAGGGGAAGUUCAAGACGUACUCAAAGGCCGUAGCAGGCAGUGCAUCCAACAGCGUACAUGAAUUCGUGGACAAAAAUGGCGAUAAGUAUUUUACGUGCAUUAUCCCUGAGACUUCACAGUGCUGUGAGUUGUGUAUGAGGGAGCAAAAAUGGCCCUCAUAUUGUGACUAUUGCCACAAAGACGAAUGUUACUUACAAUGCGACUCGGAGCUCGGUUGUCCGCCUAACAGUUUCUACUCGCUCUUCAAUUCGAGUUCUGGGCCGCCCGACAUGCUGUACCCGAUUGAGACCCCUAACGUAAAAACUCAGAACGUGUCUGAGCCAUGUCCGCCAGAUUACUCAAAGCGCGGUGAGGGACCAAACAAUCCUUAUCAUCAGGCGGUCUACUGGACUCUGGAGAGCAACAAGGCAGACGAAUUUUACGCAGACCUCUUCACCAAAACGGGCAUCCCCAAGGAGAAGACCAAGAUCGGCAAUUAUAACCGAGGACAAAACUGCGCACCGAGCGCAGAGCCUGAUGACCUCUGCCACGCCUUCGACAUGGACUAUAACGUUCCUAUUCCAAAUGGCUACAGCGAAGCCGACGUGCUCAACCCGAUGGAAACGGUGGCCAAGGCGCUCGAGAACUCAAAAGACCUCGUGGUUCAGGUGAGAAAUGCGGUCUAUCGGCUGAAGCUCGGGAGCUAUAAUGGCGACUCCUCUGAGCUGGUAGACAGUAUUUCAGUUCCGAUACUUAUGAUCGUAAGCGGAGUGGAGAGUAUGGCGCAGGUCGAGGAGGUGGCGGAGAAGAUUGACGAAGCCAAGCGCAAGGCCCUCAUCCUGGGGUUCCUGGGCGCCAUCCUCUUCUUCGUGCCCAUCGCGGGUCAAGUAAUCGGCGCGGUAACCGAACUAUCCAGCGUUGCAGCAAUCCUGACAAUCCUAGGAACUGCCGGGGAGGUAGCGCUUGACAUAUACAGCAUCGUCGAUGAUCCCGAGAAUGCGCCGCUUGCGAUUUUCGGCUUGAUCUUGACGCCGUUGGGACUGAGUGAUCUGGCGGCAGUCGGCAAGGCGGCUGCGAUCAGACGCGGGUUGAAAGACGCCGACGUGGCCAAACUGGGAACAAAGGUGGCCGGGAAGCUGGGGUCUAUCAAGAAAGUGAUGCAGACUUGCCGCAAGGCAUGA
Arthroderma uncinatum is the source of this 3855-nucleotide messenger RNA. RefSeq names its product killer toxin alpha/beta. Gene Ontology annotation, molecular function: chitin binding; hydrolase activity, hydrolyzing O-glycosyl compounds. NCBI's taxonomy places the organism in Eukaryota, Fungi, Ascomycota, Eurotiomycetes, Onygenales, Arthrodermataceae. The transcript has a single exon. Gene Ontology annotation, biological process: carbohydrate metabolic process. The record is from RefSeq and is a predicted model, not a curated record. The coding region runs from base 1 to 3855 and encodes 1284 amino acids.